Molecule: messenger RNA, 4859 nt
Organism: Tuber aestivum (summer truffle)
Lineage: Eukaryota; Fungi; Ascomycota; Pezizomycetes; Pezizales; Tuberaceae
Source: the annotation of a GenBank genome assembly
GGGAGUGCAUAAAUAAAAGCUUAAUUGUAUAAGACUAGCUAGGAGGAGGUCGGGUUUGGAUCGUAAACCUUUUAUUGUAGAUAUCAUGGUAAGCACGCCGAUUUGGAUCAGUACCUCGUGUUCCAAGUUGAUACCAUUCCGUUACACUCCAUCAUGCUCCAUAUCCUCCGUCUGCCCCCUCAUCAAAUUCCCAUCGGACCGGUGCGUUGGCUUUCAUUCCAUCGGUCCGUUAGUCAAUCGACUUGCCACUCUUGCCCCGUCACUACGAAGCCCCCUUUGUGAUACGCCUGCUUCCGGACCUAAAGCGCUACACGACAGUUAGUAGUCUCGCUUCCACCUAGCUAGACAGCUGGCAGACAGGCAAGGGAAUGAUUAAGUGGAAGAGUGGCUAGCAAACCUACGGCAACCCCCCUGACAAAGCCUCGAUCAGCCAGCUUCUCUCCUCUUCAAGACCUAGCUCUCGACCAAAGAUCAAGAUCGACAGGAUAACUCUCGCAAUUUCAUCGUCCCGCCAGUGCUGCAGCAUUAAUGAUAGCUGGAGUUGCUCGGUGUAGUCCAUUUGCGAGUGUGGUUGAGUUAGGAUGCUUGUGAAGGUAUCUGUAAAAGCUAUAGCUUUGAUAAUUAGGAGAAGGGUGGGGAUAUAUGGAUUUUCUGGAGAACGAGAGAUAGACAUGCUCCGCGAGCCGGGGCCGGCUGUGGAGGAUAUCCUUGAAUAUAUGGUAUUGGGUAGCGCUGUAUGUUGCGGAAGGAGUGAGCGAGUGCUAGUAGGGCAGAUAACAGUAGCUUCAUAAAAUGUGCGGAGAAUUCAUCUGGUGAUUGGGAAGAUCGGUAAUUUUUAGCGUGUCAUAAGUGCGAGUGGGGUACCUGUGAGUGGCAACGAAUGUUCCAGCAUUUUCAUAUAUCUGACAAAAGAAAGCCCGUGCUUAGACAGGACGACAAUACGUUAUAUAUGGGGGAAAUGGCGGACUGCAACUCCUUCUCUUUCCCCUUUGCAUCACUGGUCGGGAGUCUGACGAAUUCUAUGAUCCACUGUAAGAAUGCCACGACCGCUCUUUCGGCUCUCUCACUUGGGCUUAUCCUUCUUGCUGUGCGCCUCCUCCAAUGCACUUUGCACCGGAUACACCGCCAUGCCGGGGCACGACUCCACAAGGGACAUACCUGCCCUUAGCCCGGAUGUGAACCCGUCUUCGUAGAAGCCAUGAUUGGUCCAUGCUCCCGCAGAGCUUGUUCCACGCUUGUUUUGUAUUUCCGCCGGCUUGAUUUGAGCUGCGACAGUCUGAGGGGUGGACAGAGGAUGUCUAUAGGCAUAUUCAUCCUGCACUUUGGGUGAUCCGGACGGUGUGAGUGGGUUGAAAAUUACCGGGAUGCUCGAGUGCUUGGAAGUUGGCAUGUGCUGGAGAAUAUUGAUAUUAUAGGUUAAAGAAACCUUAUCAGUAUUUCGAGAGGUAGAGAUCGGGGCCGCCGGGGAGUUCUGCGCUGUCCGGACCACGCGGCUCUGUGGUCUGAACUUCGAAUCGUGUUAGUUUAUAUUGGGGGGAGGAGGGGAGAAAGCACAGAUGUAUCAGAGUGAAGCGCAGCGGUAUUGAGGGUUGUUUGAAAGCAAGAAGAGAAUAUCCGUUUCCAAUGGCGUUUCAGACUCUCUAGGAGUCGGAGGGCCAGGUCACCAUGAAUUGCAAGGAUAAUAUGGCCAUAUUCAUAUGUUGCCCCUGAAAGGUCCAAAGUCAUCUUUCCGUUAGCUGUAUGAAUUCUAGUAACUUUGGUGGAUAUAUGGAUGCGAUCCUUUGGGAAAGCCUUUAUUAUUGCACCAGCAUGUUGCUUGGAUCCGCCCUGAAUGGUAAUUCAUUUAGGCAUUGCUGGGGAGUAUUUAAAAGGUGGUGGUUCCACCUUGUCAACUGCCAGUACUGUUUGGCGUGGUCGUGGGGAGGGACAGAUAUCGUGCGUGAAAUUUCACAAGUGUGGCUGCUGGGAGCUCUGGGGCGCAUUUGUCUGGACUGGUAUUCCACACGGUGGUCGUCAUCGGGAUUAAGUGGUUAUCCCUGAAUGCUUGGGGACCUUCCCUCUCCAGAUAUGCUCUGAUAGUUUCGUCCUCGCACUCUUCAUUCAUCUCUUUCCUCCCUAGAAGAUCUAUGGCGAAGGUGUUGAAACAGAUUAUAUCAAACAACAUACGCCACAUGCUCGGCCCGAAUAAGUUUGCACGUUAAGCAAAGAUGGAUGACAGAUUGGUGCCGGACCAUCCGAAGGCACCGACAUUCCGGGAAACACCGAAUUUCAUCACCGUUGAAACAAGGGUAACAUCUAUGCACUUGGGGAAGGAUAGAAAGUUUUCUAAACAAACAGCAGGCGUAAUGUUAGCUCGUGUUCGCAAUGCUGUCGGAGGGGUGGAACGAAUGGUAUGUAGCACUAUUCAUUAUUAUAAAUCCCGUAUCAACUAUCGUAGAUUGUCCAUUAUAGGUAAAUGGCACAGCAUCCGUAUGGUCUCCAAUAUAACCACCCGCCUCGGACAGGUGGACCUCCGGUGGAUCAGGGCUAUUCUAAAGGGACCGAAGAGCAGCAGAGCUAGGAACACCGCUCCCAACUGUGGCAACUUUCUUCGGUGAUAUUUUUUUUUUUUUCGCGGGAUGAGGUGAGGGGGCAGUGGUAGGCAGCGAGAAAGGGGACAUGAUUGAUUUUAUAUUUAUUUCCUUCACAGGUGGACCGGGAUAGACGGGAUAGACGGAUGCGUGCGUAUGGAUAGAGAGGGUUCAUAGGACCAAGUCGAGCGGGGAGGGAUUCCGCCCCUUAUGAUAGGAGGAAAGCGAUAGGGCACCAUCGGAAAGUGAAAUCAAGGGAUAUGGGAAUGCAGCGAGAAAUUCUCCGUCUGGAGGAUACCGUAUCAAAACCGUAAAUUUAUAGGAAUAUAGUGGCACGAACCCCUGGGGGGCAAUGACUUCAGCCCACAGAAGGCUCGGGCCAGCCAGAGAAGAGCCUUGGAUCUUCAGGGGAAGACCUGGGGCCUGGAUAGGCGUAAGGAUCAACGUUAGAAUCUGCGUUAAACUCUUUGUUUUCCGUGAUAUAUAGAUAGGGCCUUAGAACAAUCUGUUGUGCGUGAGAUAUGUUUUUCGUAUGAUAAUUAUGGUGUUUGUUCAUUGUUCCCGGAUCCUUGGGCUCUGUUGGGUAGGCUAAACCAAGUCGGAACGAGCCAAGGGCUUUGUGGCAGUGAGGAUGUGAUGCUUACCGAGGCACCAAAAACCAGCCCUCGAUUCAAUCCCCUCCAUCACCAACCUCCUCUCAAGCAUUUUUCCACUCUGUCUUUUCUUUCUAUUUCUGCCCCGCCUUACCGCCCCACACUCAGUCCUUUAGCUACAAGCUUUGAGAUUUCAUAUCAGGUAAAUCUUCAGGAACUUUACCGGUGCUCCUCAUCCAUCCCCUGCAUCACCGGGGUUGAGCUGGAGGAGUCAACCUAUCUAGCAACCUUCGGUACUGUACUAAUCGUCAUCGCCGUCACUAGAUCAUAAAUAUGUCGAACGCUCUCGAUUCUGAUCCUGGCUCGGAGCUCUUCGCCUCAUACGAGGCUGAUUUCAAGCUUGUCCGAGCAGACAUCACUCAGAAGCUUGAUCAAAUACCUGAGCUUUCUGGGGAGCCGCGCAAAGCGGCUAUUCGUGCUGCCGAAAGAGCUGUUGAUGAGGCCGAUGAAAUUGUGGAUUACCUUCUAUGCUACCCGCCCUAAGACUAUUUUCGAUGGCUAACAGUUGAGAAGCUCGGCCAAAUGUCCCUGGAGAUCAAUAAUAUUCCCUCCGCCCAGAGAUCCAAGAUUAAACCCCGCCUUCGCAAUUAUGCCCACGACCUCGAUAUUUCCCGCCACUCGCUUGUUAAACACGCCCAAAACAUCGACCGUGAUGCUCUCUUUGGAGCUCGCUCGAAAUCCGGUUCGGGGGAUGCUGUGGUUGACCAGCGACAACAGCUACUCUCUGGAACCGAUCGGUUAGAAAGAUCUUCGCAGCGACUUAGGGAUUCGCAACGUGUCGCAAACGAAACCGAGGAAAUCGGUGCUUCCAUUCUGGGUGAUCUUGGGAGACAGAGAGAACAGAUUGUGAAUACCCAUAAUACCUUGAACGAUAGUGAAAGGUUUCUGGAUAGAAGUAUUAAAACCUUGAGGGGUAUGGCACGUAGGUAUGAACCCUGACGCCUGAUUCCCCAUUUAGUGCUGCGUCGUCUGACAAUCAUAAUUCCUCAGGAUGGCUACCAACCGGAUGAUCACUAUUGCGAUCAUAACCGUCUUGGUGUUGCUUAUCAUCGCUGUUAUUGUCUCUAGAUUCCGCUAGAAUCACAUUCACGUACAUUGGUUGAAAUUCAACCGGUGCUUUGUUCUGAAUACCGCUUUCUUUUACUAUUUUAUUUCCUGUUCGGACGGAGCCUGGGAGUUAAUUUGUGUUGUGCUUUCUGUUCCGUUCGUAAACUCUUCACUGGGUUCGGGGGAACAAAUAAAUAAAUAAGAUAUAGCGAUACUCUUUUUUGGUUCUAUAUAAUAUUUGACUCAAAAUUUUUUUGAAAAUGUCCCAAGAUACGGCCAAACGGGGGGAUCGUUUGGUGCUCUCAAAGGGGGGUUUAGGAUAGGCGGAGGGAUUUUAAUCGGCUUCGGAGAGAGUAAAGUGCUGUGUUCCUCAGGCUAUUAUACUGCCGUAGGAUCCCUAUUGGAGUUACGCUAUUUCCUCUAGGGUUACCAAUGAAGUUACGAGUGGUAUACUAUUCGGCAUAGCAUAGGGCUUUUCACUACGGUCUUGGAAGGUCUCUUGCGUAUUUGCGGUGAAUUGUGAUACCUUAAUCUAUGAUAUCAGUCAUAUUUUUGAGGUAACAGCAUGCAGGGGAUGAGCUUCACGAUC